Boeremia exigua is the source of this 2511-nucleotide messenger RNA. RefSeq names its product F-box/WD repeat-containing protein pof1. Bases 475 to 2511 code for a protein of 678 amino acids. Gene Ontology annotation, molecular function: protein binding. The record is from RefSeq and is a predicted model, not a curated record. NCBI's taxonomy places the organism in Eukaryota, Fungi, Ascomycota, Dothideomycetes, Pleosporales, Didymellaceae. The transcript is spliced from 4 exons.
CGGCGCGGUCCCGUGGAUGCGCUGGUGGCCAGCCCGCCGCCCGCUUGGCAGUGAAGUGGCCGACUGCUCCAUCUCACGCCUCGAGCGGCAGCGUCACCACUCUGCACCCGCCCACGCCGCCCUCGCUCGCUGCCCCCGUGCAAACUGAAUCCUCUGGAGGCCUCGGAUACGACUGCCCGUGCUGCCUGCGCUCCCCGCCCUGUCCACGGCGCCGUCUCAGCCCAGCGGCUCCCCUGGUUCGCGUGCGAGUGCGUGCUUGACCGCCGACCCCGUCAGCCCCGAGCAGGCGAAACACGGCGCCCCUCACGCCGGCGACGCAGACGAAGCCCACGGGGUCCUGGGCGCUGGUACCUGAGCCUGAGCGCCUGCUGCCCGCCUCGUGCACGCGCGCUCGUGUUGCUGUCCGCUGCCGGCCGCACUCUGGAGCUCAGUGCAUCUGCGACGCCCUCGAGCCGCCGCUCACCCACCCGCCCCAUGGAGCACGUCGACUACUUCACGCCGCAGCGCGACCCGGCGCCGGUCGACUCGGACUCGGACAUGGCCGCGUCGGCCGUCGCCUCGUCGUCGCGCGCCGCCAUGCUCUCGUCGCCCGUCGCGCGCGCCCGCAAGCCCAGCCGCCUGUCGCGCUCCGGCGUGCCGCGGCCCAUCAUCACGCCCACGAGCCCGCUGUCGGCGACGCUGCCGCACAGCCUGCUGCCGUCGGCCCCCGCGUCGCCGCCCACGCCCGCGCCCAGCCCGACGCCGACGCAGCGCGCGCCCGACUGGAGCACCGCCGCCGAGCAUGAGGACUCGCACAUCAAGGCCAUCCGCGGCCACUUUGGCGACAUGAACCGCGCCGAGCGCCUGCGCCUGCUGGGCGAGCUGCUCAACCUGUGCGACAGCCAGGAGCUGAGCUUCGUGGCCGACUUUGUCAGCCCGCGCCUGAAGAAGGACCCGUUCCUGGUCCUGCCCACCGAACUGUCCCUGCGGAUCCUCGAGUGCGUCGACGACCCCACCACGCUGGCCCGCGCCUCGCAGGUCUCCAACAAGUGGCGCGACCUGGUCAACGACGACGGCGCCUGGCGCCUGCUGUGCCAGAAGUACUCGUUCCGCCAGCUGCUGCCCCACGAGCGCAACGGGCCCGCCUCGCCGACCGACGCCAUGGACACGGAGCAGCCCUGGACAGAAGACGCCGCCCGCACAUCGCGAGCCGACGACACGCCGACGAACAAGCACCUGGAGAUUGGCUCGCCGACCGCCGCGACCGGCGAGCUGCGGACGCGCAGUCUGGACCGCGACGCCCAGCGCACCGUCUCCCGCAAGUCCAAGGCCAUCACAUACCGCUCGCACUUCAAGCAGCGCUACAUGGUCGAGACAGCCUGGCGCAACGGCGGGGUCUGCGACGCCCGCCAGAUCACCCCCGACCAGGGUGUCGUCACAAGUCUGCACCUGACCAAGAAGUAUAUUGUAGUCGCGCUCGACAACGCGAAGAUCCACGUGUUCGACACUGUGGGCGACCACCAGAAGACACUGCAAGGCCACGUUAUGGGCGUGUGGGCCAUGGUGCCCUGGGGCGACCUGCUGGUCAGCGGUGGUUGCGACCGUGACGUCAGAGUGUGGAAUCUGGCUACAGGUUACCCCCAAUUCACACUCCGCGGGCACACCUCGACAGUGCGAUGUUUGAAGAUGUCGGACGCUAACACCGCCAUCUCCGGCUCGCGUGACACAACACUGCGCAUCUGGGACUUGAAAAAGGGAAUCUGCAAGCACGUCCUGAUCGGUCACCAGGCCAGCGUCAGGUGUCUGGAGAUUCACGGCGAUAUUGUCGUGUCCGGGAGCUACGACACCACCGCCAAAAUAUGGAGCAUCUCCGAAGGCAAGUGCCUGCGCACACUGACCGGCCACUUCAGCCAGAUCUACGCCAUUGCCUUUGACGGGAAGAAGAUUGCAACGGGCAGUCUGGACACCAGCGUUCGAAUCUGGGAUCCGAACGACGGCAAAUGCUUGGCGGUGCUACAGGGCCACACUUCGCUCGUCGGCCAACUCCAGAUGCGCGACGACAUCCUCGUGACUGGCGGCUCCGACGGCUCCGUCCGCGUCUGGAGUCUGGCCACCUACCAGGCCAUCCACAGGCUCGCGGCACACGACAACAGCGUCACCAGCCUGCAGUUCGACAACACCCGCAUCGUCAGCGGCGGCAGCGACGGCCGCGUCAAGGUCUGGGACCUGAAGAAAGGUACGCUCGUCCGCGAACUCAGCACCCCCGCCGAAGCCGUCUGGCGCGUCGUCUUCGAGGAAGAAAAGGCCGUCAUCAUGGCCAGCCGCGGCGGCCGCACCAUCAUGGAGGUCUGGGACUUCUCGCCGCCGCCCGACGAGGACCUCGACACCCCACGCUCCGGCAGCCCCAUCAGCAUCCCCGACCACCUGGACCUGGAGCACCCGCGGCCGCAGUCGGCGAUCCUGCCGCGCACCGCAUCGCUCGUGGCCGACGACAGCGCCGGCGACGUCACCAUGGCCGAUGCCGAGGCGUGA